This is a messenger RNA of Apus apus (common swift), 3973 nucleotides long. RefSeq names its product SID1 transmembrane family member 1 (gene SIDT1). The coding region runs from base 82 to 2484 and encodes 800 amino acids. NCBI's taxonomy places the organism in Eukaryota, Metazoa, Chordata, Aves, Apodiformes, Apodidae. The record is from RefSeq and is a predicted model, not a curated record. Gene Ontology annotation, cellular component: membrane. The transcript has 27 exons.
GUGAGUCGGACCCUCUGUCCCUCUGAGCCAACAUCUGAGACGGGACCCUCUGACCAGAUUAUAUUUGUGGAUGUCUCUUCCAUGGCACCAUUUAAUAUUUCCUAUGAGCUGCUAGUCACCAGGCUCAAGAACUUCCAACUUGAGACCAACAAAGCCUUUAACUUCACUGCCAGCCCUUCCCAGCCCCAGUAUUUUCUGUACAAGUUUCCUGAGGAUGUCGAUUCAGUCAUUAUUAAAGUGGUGUCUGAUGCAGUCUACCCGUGCUCAGUUGUCUCUGUCCAGGAUAUUGUGUGCCCAGUGUAUGACCUGGACCACAAUGUGGAGUUCAAUGGUGUUUACCAGUCUAUGACAAAGCAGGCAGCUAUAACUGUGCAGAGAAAGGACUUCCCAGGUGAGCAAUUCUUUGUUGUGUUUGUCAUCAAGCCAGAGGAUUAUGCCUGUGGGGGUUCAGUGCCUUCUUCCAUUCGUGGAAACGUCAACCGUACCUGGAAUCUGCAGCGGACGAAGAACCUUCAAGUGACAAUUGUGCCCUCUAUUAAAAAGUCUGUUUAUGUCCAGGCCAUGUUCUUCAGCUUCCUGAGCUUCCUCUCCUUUUACCUGGGUUCAGUGGUGGUUGCUUUCGUGCACUACAUCAGGGUUCAGAGGAAGGCUGCAGCUGGGAGACUGAGUCCUGAGGAUGGAUCCGGGAUGAUGACGUCUUCACACCCCAUCACAGCCAGCACCCCUGAAGGAAGCAGCUAUGGUGCUAUUGACGAAUCCAGCUCCAGUGGUGGUCAGCAGUUGUCUACCCCUGAGCGUGGGCCACCAGCUGGUUCUGACACAGACAGCUCUGUGGAGGAGGAGAGUGACUUCGACACCAUGCCAGAAAUUGAAAGUGAUAAGAACGUCAUCCGCACCAAGGUGUUCCUCUAUCUGUCAGACUUGUCCAGGAAGGACCGAAGGAUUGUCAGCAAAAAAUACAAAAUCUAUUUCUGGAACAUCAUCACCAUUGCAGUGUUUUAUGCCCUGCCAGUCAUCCAGCUGGUCAUCACUUACCAGACGGAGGCGGGAGUGCAGCUGUUUUCCUGCUCAUCUGAUGUCUCAUUUGGGGCCUGUUUCAAUUUUAGAGACAGGAAAAAUCUGCUGUUAUCUCAAAGACAACUAAAAGCAAGUAGUGAAUGUGACAGGCAAUCAGGACAUCUGCUACUACAACUUCCUGUGCGCCCACCCCCUUGGGGUCCUGAGUGCCUUCAACAACAUCCUCAGCAACGUGGGCCACACACUGCUGGGCUUUCUUUUCCUCCUCAUUGUGCUGCGCAGGGACAUCCUCCACCGUCGGGCCAUGGAGAUGAAGGAUAUUUAUACUCUGUAUGUCCAUGCUGCUGUGGUGACCCACCCUGGGCUUAUGGAGACAAGGAGAUGAGUAGAAGAACAAUUCUCGUGGCUGUGGCUUUUCCUUCAGCACUCACUGGGGAGGAUCUGGGACAGCAGGAAUGUCCCGAGAUGCUUUUGUUCAGAGACUAUGGAAUCCCAAAGCAUUUUGGUCUCUUUUAUGCUAUGGGCAUUGCCCUGAUGAUGGAAGGGGUGCUCAGUGCCUGUUACCAUGUCUGCCCUAAUUACUCCAAUUUCCAGUUUGACACCUCCUUCAUGUACAUGAUCGCAGGACUGUGCAUGCUCAAGCUCUACCAGACCCGCCACCCAGACAUCAAUGCCAGUGCCUACUCUGCCUAUGCCUCGUUUGCUGUGGUCAUCUGUCUGGCUGUCCUUGGAGUGGUGUUUGGGAAAAAUGAUGUGUGGUUUUGGGUCAUUUUCUCUCUGAUCCACGUUUUGGCCUCACUGGCUCUCAGCACCCAGAUCUACUACAUGGGCCGCUUCAAGAUUGAUGGCCCUGACUCAGACUUGGGGAUAUUUCGACGGGCAGCGAUGGUGCUGUACACAGACUGUAUCCAGCAGUGCAGCCGACCCAUGUACAUGGUAAGUGUAGGUCUCCGCUGGAGCAGUUUAAUCCCCACUCUCAGGCCUCCCCUGAUCUCAGGCUUGGUGAACAAAAACAUCGGAGCAAAGGACAGGAUGGUGCUGCUCAUUGUUGGAAACCUGGUCAACUGGUCCUUUGCUAUCUUUGGGCUGGUCUAUCGGCCCAGAGACUUCGCCUCCUACAUACUGGGGAUCUUCAUCUGUAACCUGUUGCUGUAUCUGGCUUUUUACAUCAUCAUGAAGCUCCGCAGCUCUGAGAAGCUUCUGCCCAUCCCUUUGUUCUGCAUCAUGGCCACAGCAGUGGUGUGGGCAGCUGCCCUCUACUUCUUCUUCCAGACCCUCAGCAGCUGGGAGGAGACUCCAGCAGAGUCCCGGGAAAAGAACCGGCCAUGCAUCCUGAUGGGCUUCUUUGAUGACCAUGAUGUCUGGCACUUCCUCUCCGCAGCUGCCUUGUUCUUCUCCUUUCUGGUUCUGCUGACCCUGGAUGAUGACCUGGACACGGUGCGCAGGGACAAGAUCCCGGUGUUCUGAGUCCCCAAGGGACAGAGGCGCAGGAGCGUCCCAAACUGCUCAGCCAAAGGCACCAGGCCACUGGCAUCUGUGGGGAUUGAGCCUUCUUCUGUGGCCGACAGCCCCGUGGGAGCAGGGGGUGCCAGAUCCCGCAGCAAGUAUGGAGGGGUGCUGUGGUAACUGAGGCAGGACCAGGAGGGAAGAAGACAUUUGCUCCUUUCCCACUGCACUCUCUGGGGCCAGUGCACAGCCCCUCUGGCCUGUAGGUGCAUCGGGUGCUGGAGCCAGCGAAGAGGGAGGAAACAAGGUGUGUUUGAGCCCUUUGCUUCCCUUCCUCCCUGCUGAUGUGCUCCGCUCACCCUCUGGUGAGUGGGCUUGAGAAGUGCAAUGCAGCUCCUCGGGCAUUGGCAGCUGGCGCCUGUACCCUGCCAGCUGCUGCCCUCAGAACGUCCUUCCAGCAGCACAGGGACAGUGUUUGGUUCCUCACCAGCAGCCACCGAGCGAGUAAAGGACUCCAAGGUGGGGUGGCAGUGGGGGAUUAGGUUUUUUUGGUUUUGUUGUUUGGGUUUGUUUUGUUGUUGUUGUUGGAGAGGCUCCUUCUGUACCUGGCAGGGAGCCACGUUAACAAGAGAAACAAGUCCAAGGGACUGCAGUGUUGGAGAGAGAUGGUGGACUAGAGCUGCCCAUGAGUGCUCUGCCAGAGGAAGAACCUCCUGCCUUGCUUUUUGCAGACUGUCACACAUGUUGACCAACCUCACUUCUCUCUGGCAGCUCCUACACAGGUGCUUGUCAGUGUGAUGGCUUCCUUCACAGCACCAGAAGUGCUGCCCUUGAGCAACCCUAAGAGACAUGGUGAGGUGAAACUGCAGCCUUGUGCACCAGGUAACUCCAUUGCUCCUGCUGCCUGGCCUUCCUAAAGGGCUGAGGUGGAACAGGGAGGCUGUCCAGCAGCCUCAGAUUUUCUACUUCCACAAGAUUGCUUUGGGCCCACUUGGCAAAGUGAGUUCCCUGUGGGCUACAGGUGUGGAGGAGGUUUGGGGCAGUUGGGUUGAGCUCUUUAGCUAAAGAUUUGGAGCUAACUUCUUUCACCUCUAACUUUUCUGUAUCUGAAAUAAGUUUUUAAAAUGGCUUCUGCAUUCUUCUUGAUUCUCAGUUAUUUAAAAAAACGAGAACAAGGUGUGGAUUAUUUCAGGCCUUGCAUCUAAAAUGUGACCUGUUUUGCUAAUUUGGAAUUUAAAAGUAUUCUUUCAGGCUUGCUGUCCUUAUUCUUGUCAUUGUCUGAACAUUUUUCUUUGGUUUAUGUGCAUGUACCCAGUGAUUCAAAAAACCCAUUCCAGUUGUGCUUACUAAAGCAGAAGACUAUGGUAAUUUUCUACUCCAAAAAGGCUGUAUUUCCUAGAAGGGUUUUGCACUAGGUUGUUUAUGGGUUUUUUGUUUUGUUUUGUGUUUUUUUUUUCCUAAGUUGGACUUUGUCAAGAUGGUCAAUAAAAUGAAUGUUCUUGGCUCCCCG